Molecule: messenger RNA, 1658 nt
Organism: Ixodes scapularis (black-legged tick)
Lineage: Eukaryota; Metazoa; Arthropoda; Arachnida; Ixodida; Ixodidae
Product: N-acetylgalactosamine-6-sulfatase
Exons: 14
Coding region: 1-1575 (524 amino acids)
Molecular function (GO): arylsulfatase activity
Source: RefSeq, a predicted model, not a curated record
AUGUUUCACCGCUGGUGGGCGCCGUGCUUCGUUCGACUUCUGCUCUGCUUGCAGCAGACGCCUUGGAUAGCUGCCAGGAAGCCAAACUUCGUCAUUAUGAUGAUGGACGACAUGGGCUGGGGAGACUUGGGCGUUUUGGGGCAGCCGGCGAAGGAGACACCGAACCUAGAUCGAAUGGCUGCAGAAGGGAUGCUCCUCACGGACUUCUACACUGCGAACCCGCUCUGCUCACCUUCAAGAGCCGCUUUACUGACCGGUCGUCUUCCCAUCAGGAACGGGUUCUACACUACCAACAACCACUCCAGAAACGCGUACACGCCGCAAGAGAUUGUGGGCGGUAUUCCGGACGAAGAGCUGCUCAUCCCCGAACUUCUUGCCACCGCUGGUUACAGGAACGCGAUUAUCGGCAAAUGGCACUUGGGCCACCAGGAGCAGUUCCUCCCUCUUCGCCACGGCUUCCACGAGUGGUUCGGGUCGCCCAACUGCCACCCCGGGCCUUACGACAACGUGGAGCGCCCCAACAUCGCCGUCUUCAGAGAUUCUGACAUGGUUGGAAGGUACUACGAAGACUUCGACAUUGACCUCGACAACAGGACGUCAAAUCUGACGUUACAGUUCACGCAAGAAGCGGUGGAGUUCAUUGACCGACAGCACGACCGUCCUUUCUUUCUGUACUGGGCGCCGGAUGCGAGCCACACCCCUGUGUACUCAUCGAAGGCUGUCAGGGGGCGGAGCAUCAGGGGGGCUUACGGAGAUGCCGUGCAAGAGCUGGACCAAAGCGUUGGCGUCAUUCUCGACACGCUGCGUCGUUGGGGGAUCGACAACAACACCUUCGUCUUCUUUACGUCCGACAACGGUGCCGCGCUUGUGAGCAAGACGGAAGGAGGCAGCAACGGUCCUUUCCUGUGCGGCAAACAGACUACUUUCGAAGGCGGCUUCAGGGAACCGGCUAUUGCUUGGUGGCCCGGAGUCAUCGAGGCGGGAAAGGGAACAAGGCAAGUGGUGACUGUUGUGGACCUGCUGCCGACCAUAGCGGAACUGGCUCAAGUUUCACUGCCCCCAGGACUGGUUCUAGACGGAACAAGCGUCGUACCGGCACUGCUCAAAUCGCCCCACCGCCAUUAUGAGGAUAAAACACCCGACAGGCCCGUGUUCUACUACAGAGGCAACGAGCUCAUGGCGUUGCGUAAGGGCGUUUACAAGGCCCACUUCUGGUGCUGGACCAAUUCUUGGGAGCAGUUCAAGACGGGGAUUGACUUCUGCCCGGGAUUCCAAGUGCCGGGCGUGACGACGCACUCGCAGAGCAACUACACUGCGCAUCCGAUCCUCUUCCACUUGGGCCGAGACCCCGGAGAAAAGUUUCCCAUCCAGGUGGGGACUCAUGAGUACAACGAAGGCAUCGCUCCCAUACUCCGAGCCUACCACGAACACAAGCGCACCAUGAUCCCAGGCAAACCGCUGCUCAACUGGUGCGACCUGGCUGUCAUGCACUGGGCCCCACCUGGUUGUGACCGGUUGAAGCGUUGUCUCCCGGCGCCACCGUCAAGGCCUUAUCUCUGCGACUGGCAGCAAUAACGGAGACAGGCAUCACUCGCCCGCUAAAUGUCUGGAGAAAAAUAAACGAACGGUGAUAAUAGAAACGUUUAAAUUCAAACAGA